Eupeodes corollae is the source of this 1723-nucleotide messenger RNA. RefSeq lists its product as uncharacterized. The coding region runs from base 67 to 1641 and encodes 524 amino acids. The record is from RefSeq and is a predicted model, not a curated record. NCBI's taxonomy places the organism in Eukaryota, Metazoa, Arthropoda, Insecta, Diptera, Syrphidae. The transcript has 3 exons.
GAUGCACUUUUAAAAAAUCAUUCUCUGCAUCACGGUCCAUGCACAGAGAAUAUCAACGGAAAGAAUAUGUUUUUUGUAAAAUUGUUCAUAGUUUUUAUAGCUUGUAAUAGUUGCUUGUUAAACUUUUGCAGUCCGACUCCAGUCCCACAAUCCUGGCCUAACUCAAAUCCUUCAUGUCAUGAAGGUUACAGAUUUUCAAAUGGAAUGUGUGUUCCAAUAAAAUGUCCUGCAUCGCAUAUCAUACAGAAUGGCGCGUGUGUUUUGAAGAUGGUUGGUGUGGCCCAAACAACGAAAUGCAGUUCUUCGUGUUGUCAAACUAACUGUCAACCACCUUGUCAACAGCCAUGUUCAUCGGCAGUACAAAUGCCAAUGCAAAUGGCAAUGCCAAUGCAAAUGACAAUGCCAAUGCAAAUGCAAAUGCCAAUGCAUAUGCCAAUGCAAAUGCCAAUACAAAUACCAAUGCAAAUGCCUAUGCCAAUUCCAGUGCCAGUGUCGGUUCCAUUUCCAGAGUUUCCCCCUUAUCUUCCGCAUAAUCCACCACCUAUUUCGGAGCCAUCUACUCCACAACCACCUUCUCCGCAACCACCUUAUCCGCAACCACCUACUCCACAACAACCUUCUCCACAACAACCUUCUCCACAACAACCUUCUCCACAACAACCUUCUCCACAACAACCUUCUCCACAACAGCCUACUCCAACGAAACCUAUUUCAUGCCCAAAUUUAACCAUUGCUAUAAAUGGCACAUGUCAUGUAGUAUAUUGUGGUUUUGGUUUUUAUAGAGAUGGCAAAUGCAUUCAAACCGUUUGUCCUGAGGGCACAAUUUGGAAUGGUCAACGUUGUCAAAUUCCAGAAGAACACAAUCACACAACCAUAGUUUUAUCAACAGUCGUGAUCACAAACAAUGUUAAUCAAUCUCACGUCGUCAAUCAUGGAAUUAACUACACAAACAACAUGGUGAUUGAGAUUACUCAGUCGCCGUUAGAUGUCCACCAAGAGCCCUCUUCAGCUACAAUCGUAGUUCCACCACCACCACCACCCCAAGUUCAUAUCAUACGUGCUCCGUCACCUCCUGUCCAGUUUAUACCAUCACCACCGCAGCCACCCCCGCCACCUCAAAUAGUUUACGUCCCAUCUCCACAGCCUCAGCCAUCAUCUCCCGUACAAUUUAUGCCACCCAUUCUGCAGCCACGCCCACCACCUAAAACAACGUACGUUCCAGCUCCUCUGCACCAGGCAGGUCCAAACUGUUGUACGAUAACCUCUCCAAAUACGUGCCUUUGGGAAGAUCGAUAUGUGUGCAGGAGUCAUAGAUACCAGCAGUGUGGAUCGAUUUGUUUACAAGGAAACUUGAAUUUAAUGCCGCCGACACCAAUCGUUAAACGGCCUCCAUCAGUAGCUUGUAUAAAUACCGAUUGUGGGUUUAAUCAACAGCCAUUCUAUCCAGACUGUUCUGGGUGCUUAAUGGGUGGGGAGAUGAUGAUCGGAAGCUACUGUCAAACGUAUUGUCAAAAUUUAGGUUGUAAAUCCUGUCAAAACUAUGACUUAAGUAGAUAUUGUGAAAGAUACCCAGACGCCAUUGCAUGCAGACCAGAGUAUGGUUAUACAGUGAAUUCAGUAAAUGAUUUUGUGGUUGAUUAAUUAAAAAGUAAUAAACAUAUAAAUAUAAAUGGUAUAAUAAAAAGGAAUCUAAGACUUGGCGCCAAGCUCAAAUUUAAAUAAA